AUAAAAAUAAAACCACUGUAACAUUUUGACAAAAAACUCGUAAUCUUUAAUUGGGGCCAAGAGUUCACUCACAAGAGGAGAAGACAUGGGUCAGUCAUCUCAAGAUAAGGGGCCGCCGAAUGAACCUUUGCUAGAAUCCGAACCGCCAACGUUGGCGGCGGCGAAAAUAAGCUCUGAACUUGAAGAAAUCCUGUCCGACACAAGCUUGUCACAUCUUCAGCGGUUUGGACGGGCAUCCGUCGUAGAGCUGAGAAAUCUCUUCCGUCUAGCAGCUCCUGCUAUCAUUGUUUACUUACUUAACAACAUCACUUCCAUGUCUACUCAGAUCUUCUGUGGCCAUCUUGGCAAUCUUGAACUUGCUGCUGCUUCCCUUGGUAAUAGUGGCAUUCAACUUUUGGCUUAUGGAGUCAUGCUGGGAAUGGGAAGUGCAGUGGAGACAUUAUGUGGGCAAGCAUAUGGAGCUCACAAGUAUGAAAUGCUAGGGAUAUAUCUCCAAAGAUCAACCAUUCUUCUUAUGCUUACCGGAAUACCACUAACAGUGGCCUACUUAUUUUCUAAGCCAAUCUUGAUUUUACUAGGACAAUCCAAGAAAGUAGCAUCUGCAGCAGCACUAUUUGUCUAUGGUCUAAUUCCCCAAAUAUUUGCUUAUGCUGCCAAUUUUCCAAUCCAAAAAUUCUUACAGGCUCAAAGCAUUGUCAAUCCUAGUGCAUAUAUAGCAGCUGUGACAUUAGUUUUUCACCUUUUCUUAACAUGGCUUGUGCUUUAUGUAUUUGAUUGGGGAUUGUUUGGAGGAGCUUUGGUUUUGAGUAUUUCAUGGUGGAUAGUUGUGAUUGCGCAAUUUGUAUAUAUUUUGUGGACUGAUCGAUGUAAGAAAACAUGGAACGGAUUUAGCCUUCAAGCAUUUUUUGGAAUGUGGGAUUUCUUCAAGUUGUCUCUUGCUUCAGCCGUGAUGUUGUGUCUCGAGACUUGGUACUUUCAAAUUUUAAUUUUAAUUGCUGGUUUGCUUCCAAAUCCUGAGGUAGCCUUGGACUCUCUGGCUGUUUGUACGACAAUUCUAGGGUGGGUGUUCAUGAUAUCUGUUGGCUUCAAUGCAGCAGCAAGUGUGAGAGUGAGCAAUGAGCUAGGAGCUGGACAUCCAAAAUCAGCAGCAUUUUCUGUUGUGGUGGUGACAUUGAGUUCCUUUAUCAUUUCUGUAAUAUUUGCAAUUCUGGUGUUAUUACUGCGUCAUGUGAUGAGCUAUGCCUUCACGAGCGGAGAAACCAUAGCAGAAGCAGCCUCAGAUCUUGCUCCGCUCUUGGCUCUAUCUCUCAUACUCAAUGGUAUUCAACCUGUUUUAUCUGGGGUUGCUGUUGGGUGUGGAUGGCAAGCUUUUGUGGCCUACGUUAACGUGGGAUGCUACUACGUUGUUGGCAUUCCAUUGGGUGUUAUUCUCGGUUUUAACUUCAAGCUCGAAGCUAAGGGAAUAUGGCUGGGGAUGUUAGGAGGAACAGCUAUGCAGACCAUCAUCUUACUGUGGGUGACUUUUCGAACCAAUUGGGAGCAAGAGGUGGAAAAAGCAAAGAGCCGAUUAAAUAUGUGGCAAGACCAGAGUAAAAAGCCAUUGUUGAAUGAUUGAGAAGCAACAGCCGGAAAAUUAGCUAAUUCAGUUUGACCAAUGACAAAAUGUCAUCCCUUAUUUCACUGUCUUAAUUUUCGUACUUUUCAUCUCUAGGCACAUUAACCGUUGGAAAAUUGUUAAAGAAAAUGGGGUAUGGAUAUAUAAUAUAUUUUAGCCAUUCCACA
This is a messenger RNA of Nicotiana tabacum (common tobacco), 1782 nucleotides long. Its product is annotated as protein DETOXIFICATION 40-like. NCBI's taxonomy places the organism in Eukaryota, Viridiplantae, Streptophyta, Magnoliopsida, Solanales, Solanaceae. Gene Ontology annotation, cellular component: membrane. Gene Ontology annotation, molecular function: antiporter activity; xenobiotic transmembrane transporter activity. The record is from RefSeq and is a predicted model, not a curated record. Gene Ontology annotation, biological process: xenobiotic detoxification by transmembrane export across the plasma membrane.